AUGGCUUCUGCAACUCACCUUUUGACAGAUGAGCUUGACAUUGUCAUCCCCACCAUCAGAAACCUCGACUUCCUCGAGAUGUGGAGGCCAUUCCUUCAGCCCUACCACCUCAUCAUCGUCCAAGAUGGUGACCCAUCAAAGACCAUCAAGGUUCCUGAUGGCUUUGACUAUGAGCUCUACAAUCGUAACGACAUUAACAGGAUUCUGGGUCCUAGGUCGUCCUGCAUUUCCUUCAAGGACUCUGCCUGCCGCUGCUUCGGCUACAUGGUCUCCAAGAAGAAGUACAUCUUCACUAUUGACGAUGACUGCUUCGUUGCACAAGACCCGGCUGGCAAACCCGUCAAUGCACUGGAGCAGCACAUCAAGAACCUUCUUUCACCAUCCACCCCCUUUUUCUUCAACACUCUGUAUGAUCCUUACAGGGAUGGCGCUGAUUUCGUUCGUGGAUACCCUUUCAGUCUCCGUGAGGGUGUCCCGACUGCUGUUUCUCAUGGUCUGUGGCUAAACAUCCCAGAUUAUGAUGCACCUACACAGCUUGUGAAGCCUCUUGAGAGGAACACCAGGUUUGUGGAUGCUGUUCUGACAAUUCCAAAGGGCACCUUGUUCCCCAUGUGUGGCAUGAAUUUGGGUUUCGACCGUGACCUCAUUGGCCCUGCAAUGUACUUCGGGCUCAUGGGUGAUGGUCAGCCAAUUGGACGCUACGACGAUAUGUGGGCUGGCUGGUGCAUCAAGGUGAUAUGUGACCACUUGGGACUGGGAGUGAAGACAGGCCUGCCUUACAUCUAUCACAGCAAAGCCAGCAACCCAUUUGUGAACCUGAGGAAGGAGUACAAAGGCAUCUUCUGGCAGGAAGAGAUCAUCCCAUUCUUCCAAGCUGCGGUUCUUCCCAAAGACUGCACCACUGUUCAAGCUUGCUAUGUUGAACUGUCCAAGCAGGUCAAGGAAAAGCUCAGCAAGGUGGAUCCCUACUUCGACAAGCUCGCCGAAGCCAUGGUCACAUGGAUUGAAGCUUGGGAUGAGCUUAACCCGACUGGACCUGGUGCCAAACUGGCCAACGGCAAGGCUAAGUAA
This is a messenger RNA of Prunus armeniaca (apricot), 1071 nucleotides long. The record is from the annotation of a GenBank genome assembly. NCBI's taxonomy places the organism in Eukaryota, Viridiplantae, Streptophyta, Magnoliopsida, Rosales, Rosaceae.